AACUUACACACGUGAUUGACUGUAAGUUAUUUACAACAGCAUCUGUGUGCAUGUGUGUGUUCAUAUGCUUCAGCAAUACAGUGCAGACUUUGAUCUUAGGUGGGUUCGAGUCAAAGUCAAAGAAGUUCCCAGUCGCAAGCAAAAGUGUUUGGAUGAUACAUUCUGAGCAAGUAUUAUAGAGUUCCCUCUGAAGUGGCUUUGAAAGCCGUCUGAGGGUUUGCUGUGAUGUUAGUGUCCAGCGUUGUGCACUGCAUUGCAGUUCUGAUUUUCCAGCUGUGGGGAGUACAAACCCUCUCCCCCAUCUCUACCUGUCCAGCCUCCUGCGUAUGUGAAAAGACUUUGCUCGUCAACUGUGCCUCAUUGGGCCUAUCCAAGGCCCCUGCACAUAUCCCAGUAACUGCGACUGCCCUGGAUCUAUCACAUAAUGCCUUGCAUUCUCUGGCUCCUCUUGGGUCAGGCCACAUGCAUUUGCGAGGGCUUCAGCAUUUGUGGGUGGGAAAUAAUUCACUGGAGAGUCUAUCCAUGUGUUCAGGGAUCCAAGGUAUUGUGGGCACAAGGACCCUGACUAGAAGAAAACAGAGAUGUGUGUCCUGGGCACCUGAUCUACAAUCGCUGUCUGCUGACAGAAACCAGCUCAAAUGUCUGCCAAGAGGACUGGGCAAUAUUAAAUCCCUAAAAGUACUCCAGCUCUCCCACAACAGAAUCUCUGAGAUUGGCCCUGCUGACUUGGCUGGUUGUACUCACUUGGGUGAGCUUCACCUUCAACAUAACCUCAUCAACACCAUCCACCCUGAAGCCUUUAAAGACCUGCAAAAACUAAAGGUCCUUGAUGUGAGCUACAACCUGCUGGCCACCAUACCUGUGCCAGCCUACCUGUCUCUACGGAACUUGAAUGUGUUGGUGGACAUUUCUGAAAAUAGGUGGAGGUGUGACUGUAACUUAAAUACAAUAAGAAGGUGGCUCAGCUUUGACAGGGAACUGGGUAAUCCUGCAUGGGAAGUGGUGUGUUUCUCUCCCUCUCAUCAUGCUGGAAAGGACCUGCUGUACCUGGAGGAAUCAGAUCUUGUCUGUCCACAACCUGUAUACAACACACCUGGUGUCAAAAAAGAGGUGACUGUGGAUGAGGGGAUGGAAUUAAUUCUUUCCUGUAGCACUUCCAACCAAGAUUUCAUGCACACUCGUUGGUGGACACCCCAUGGCCAAAUCUCUGACAGCCGACAAUUCCUUCAUAUCAGUAACACCGUAGAGCGUGAUGCAGGACUUUAUGUCUGCGUCUCAGGAUACCAGGAAGAGCACGUGUCAGUUUUCAAUCUACGUGUUCGUGAAAGAGCUCAUGACAGAAGACUGCGACGAGAAGCACAAAUUGGACCGGUUGAGCUUAACGGAGAGGACAACAUACAGAGGAAUGUGCCAGCUGUACGAGCAGUGCAACAAUCGCAGUUUGUAUUAGCUGUCUGCCUGUCUGUCUUGAUCACAUUCAUUGUGGCCUUUGUCCUUGGUGUUAUAUUAAGACCACUUCUGGAAAAAUGCUACAAACGAAUCCGAAAUAAGAGGAAAGCUACUACAUCACCUUCAAACUCGCGGACUUCCACAAAUGGACAGAGGCCAUAUGUGAAUGAAGGCUAUUCGGAUGCAGAUGACCAAGAACAAGAAGUGCAUGAAGGUCCAAGAGUGACAUUUGGUGGCAUUACAGAAAUACAGGAACAAGGGGGUGUUCCAUAUUAUGUCACUGUGGAAGACAGUCCAUCUGGGAGCAAUACAGAUGUUGCAGCAACGUAUGAGAAUGUAAAGAAAAAGGAAUCUUUGACAGAGAAUAUUGAGGUGCACAAAGAAGUGCCACUAACAGAGGAAAACAAAGAAAUGACAAGGCCAAGAUCCACUGAGAGCCUAAAUGCUGAAAGUAGCAAAGGAAUGCAGUAUGAAUAUAUCCCAGACCCAGAAGACACCACAGAAUUAGAGGAGAGGAGUAUUUCACCUGCAUCCUCUCUCUCAGGUGAACAGCAAGGACCCCGGAUGUCUUAUGAGGCAAAAGAUUCAACUGAACAAAGUGUAGAUUCCCCUACAGGCAGCAUAUAUGAAGAAGAAGAUGAACAAGCCAGCAUGGACCAUCAGGCAACAAUACCAGGAUUUAUUACUGAUGCAUUUCCACCGAAGUCUGAAUCGAAGGAAGAGAGUGUGGAUGAACUGGACCCAGAUUUAUGGAAUGACAGUGGAGACAGUUUUUCAUUCACUGAGGGCUCGCCAAGAUCAAGUAGUCGUGUUUCACAUGUUGCUGCUCUUGGUUAUCCACUAACCAAAGAAACGUCUGUAGAUGAACUGUCUGAUAGACCAAGCUCCUGUAACUCAAGUGAAAGUGAAGAAGGACCCACAGAAUACACAGUCAACCCAGAGGAUGAUGAACACUCAGAAACACAAAUUUCCUACUCAGAAAAUGAUGACAUCAACUAUGGUGAAAACAGACUUUCCCCUUUUGAAGAAGAUAUCCUAACUGAAGACCAGAAAACAGGCACAGGUGUUCAGUUCAGACAAGACACUAUUACCCUGGACCCAACAGACAUACACAUGACUUAUACUCGAGGAGACAGUUUUGAUGAUGAGCAGUUUACAGAGUACAAAGAAUGCUCUCAAUCCUCAAAUAUUAGCAGUGAUUAUGAAGGUGAACCUACACAAUACCAUGUGCAUCCUGUUUAUAGGACCAGUCGAAAGACCACCGGUCUGAUGGGGGAAGACAGAUCACGUACCAGUAGCUGUAGUGAAGAAAAUGAAGACAAACAAGGAGACUACCCCAGGAAACUUGAGAUAAGAUUAGAACAUACGGUUCCUAGAGUUGAUGCCACACCAGUCAUAAGCCCAGACAGGCUUCUCAAUAUCGACUAUGACAACUCCUCAAGCAGUACAGAUAAAGAGGACAAGCACAGUAAAGAGAAAGAGAGAGGGAUACUUAAAGGUCUUAGCGGACUAAGUGCACUGAUGUUUAACAGAAGUGGGUCUGAAACAAAUAAGAAAGCUGUCCAGCCAGAACCCAAUACAGCAACCACAAACAGUAAAGGUACUGGUGGCUUCUUGGGCUUUUCUUUCAAAAAACAACCAAUGACGCCUUCAGAAAAUGUCAACCCCACCACAAACGAUGAUAAUUUCUUUGUAACAAUAGGACAAGCCUUUAAUAGACUACCAAAGCUGAAAAAUUCUCUUCUGUUCUCGAUCUCUCCACCUAAACCUCCACAUCAACAGGAGUCUACAUCUGUAAUAGACAGAACAUCUGAGUCAGAGAGGCCCCAUGUGAGUUCAUCUUUUGAUGACAGUAUCUUUGGAAAGAUUGAUCAAAUCUUAGAUCCAAUACCACGAGUAAAGAGAUAUCUUCAUUUCUCACAAAGUAGGUCAUAUCCUCCAAUUCGAGCUCCACCUUAUUCAGCUGCAGAAGAAAUCAUCCCUAAUGAAGUUGUAAAAACUGAAUCAAAGAAAUGCACUUUCUCUUCUGAGGAUGAUGCCAGUGCAACCACAAAAGGAGAUAAUUUCUUUGGUCAGAUAGAUGCAUACUUGGAUGACCUACCCAAAGUAAAACGGUAUGUUCAGUUUUCACCCUCUGAAUCACACCUCUCAAAUCAUUCAACAACUUCAGCAUCAAUUAACCAAGUGGCUAGGCCUGAGGCAGUGUCAAAAACAGAAUCCCCAUCUGACACAAUCAGUAUUUUCUUUGAAGGACAAGGAAUAUCACUACAUGCAGUACCAAAGGUGCAGAGAUAUGUCCAGUUUACACAAUCUGAGCCUCAAACUGUGCUUGAGCUCACUCCAACUCCUAAUGAAGACAGUUUCUUUGGGCAAAUACCUAUAUCAGUUGAUGACCUACCAAAGGUGAAACGGUAUGUUCAGUUUUCACCAUCUGAAUCACAACUCUCAAAUCCUUCAAUACUUUCAGCAUCAAUUAACCAAGUGGCUAGGCCUGAGGCAGUGUCAAAAACAGAAUCCCCAUCUGACACAAUCAGUAUUUACUUUGAAGGACGAAGUAUAUCACUACCUGCAGUACCAAAGGUGCAGAGAUAUGUCCAGUUUACACAAUCUGAGCCUCAAACUGUGCUUGAGCUCACUCCAACUCCUAAUGAAGACAGUUUCUUUGGGCAAAUACCUAUAUCAGUUGAUGACCUACCAAAGGUGAAACGGUAUGUUCAGUUUUCACCAUCUGAAUCACAACUCUCAAAUCCUUCAAUACUUUCAGCAUCAAUUAACCAAGUGGCUAGGCCUGAGGCAGUGUCAAAAACAGAAUCCCCAUCUGACACAAUCAGUAUUUACUUUGAAGGACAAAGUAUAUCACUACCUGCAGUACCAAAGGUGCAGAGAUAUGUCCAGUUUACACAAUCUGAGCCUCAAACUGUGCUUGAGCUCACUCCAACUCCUAAUGAAGACAGUUUCUUUGGGCAAAUACCUAUAUCAGUUGAUGACCUACCAAAGGUGAAACGGUAUGUUCAGUUUUCACCAUCUGAAUCACAACUCUCAAAUCCUUCAAUACUUUCAGCAUCAAUUAACCAAGUGGCUAGGCCUGAGGCAGUGUCAAAAACAGAAUCCCCAUCUGACACAAUCAGUAUUUACUUUGAAGGACGAAGUAUAUCACUACCUGCAGUACCAAAGGUGCAGAGAUAUGUCCAGUUUACACAAUCUGAGCCUCAAACCAUGCAUGAACUCACUCCAGCCAUUAAGGGAGACAGUUUCUUUGGGCAAAUACCUAUAUCAUUUGAUGAAGUGCCAAAAGUAAAGAGACACAUUUUGUUCUCACAAUCGGAAUAUCACCAAACCUCUUCACCAUACCAUCCCUCCAAGAAAAAAUAUCCACUAAUUGAUGAACAAAUAACACAUGAAAUAAAAACAUCUCUAUUAACAGGUAAAGAUCAUGCCAAACCUCACAAUGUUGAAGAUAAUUUCUUUGGACAAAUAGCUGCCUCUCUGGAUAGUGUGCCAAAAGUAAAGAAGUACAUUCAGUUUACACAAUCUGAGGAGCUCUCUGAAACUCUGUCACCAUACUUUCCCUUAAAUAAGACAGUACCAAUCAUGCAAGCAGGCACACAAGUGAAGAGAAAUAAUACACCAUCAAAAGACUGCAAUGCAGUUGUUGAUGAGCACAAUUUCUUUGGACAAAUAGGUGUGAUCUUUGAAGGAAUACCAAAAGUAAGGAGAAGAAUUCAAUUCACAGAACAUUCACCACAGCCUCCUGAUUCACAGCCUCUGUCCCCACUCAAACAACCAGUGACACCUACGGUCACAGCAAAAGGAACAUCACAUUCCAUAUAUGAUGCAAAAUCAAGCCAGAGCAAAACUAAUUUCUUUGAAUUAAUCCAUGUGUCUCUUGAUAAUAUACCAAAGGUGAACAGAUCUCUUCAGUUCACACAGUUUGAAGCUGAACCUUCAAAUCAGUCAAUCCCUUCAUUCUUUGGACAAAUAGAUGUAUCUUUUGAUGAAGUCCCAAAAGUAAAAAGAUACAUUCAGUUCAUAAAAUCGGAACCUCAACCUUCAGCUCAGUCUCCCUCAACAUCUGUAAUUACAGAAAGUGUCACACCAAAGCUACUGACAAAAAUGCAGUCUAUAAGAUCUGAGGCUGAAAUAAGUCCAUCCAUUAAGGGAGAUAAUUUCUUUGUGCAAAUAGGUGCAUCUCUUCAUGGAAUGCCAAAAUUGAAGAGAUACAUUCAGUUCACACAAUCUGAACCUCGCUUACAACUUCCGUUGUCACACUCUUUAACCAACAGGACAGAAAAAAUAAUACAUGCUAGCUCAGAAUUAAAGAUGAAGGCUUUAGCAUCUGAAGAUUACAUCCAACCAGCUGCUGGUGAACACAAUUUCUUUGGACCAAUUGGUGCAUCCACUGAGAUACCAAAAGUGAAAAGAUACAUUCAGUUCUCACAGCGUUCUACUCAGCCUUCAUCUCUGUCUUUACACAGACAAACAGCUACACCAGUUUUGACAAAAACAGAAUUAGGGAGGUCCAGUUCUUCGCCUGUUGAUAGCAAGUCAAAUAAUGAAGACACUUUCUUUCUGAAAAUGGAUGCAUCUGUUAGUGAACUGCCCAAGGUGAAGAGAUACAUUCAGUUCACACAAUUUGAGUGUCAACCUUCAGCUCAGUCACCCUCAUUGCCUGUAAUUACAGAAAGUGUCACACCAAAGCUACUGACAAAAAUGCAGUCUACAAGAUCUGAGGCUGAAAUAAGUCCAACCAUUAAGGGAGAUAAUUUCUUUGUGCAAAUAGGCGCAUCUCUUCAUGGAAUGCCAAAAUUGAAGAGAUACAUUCAGUUCACACAAGCUCAACCUCAUUUACAACCUCCGUUGUCGCACUCUUUAACCAACAGGACAGAAAAAACAAUACAUGCUAGCUCAGAAUUAAAGAUGAAGGCUUUAGGAUCUGAAGAUUACAUCCAACCAGCUGCUGGUGAACACAGUUUCUUUGGACCAAUUGGUGCAUCUACUGAGAUACCAAAAGUGAAAAGAUACAUUCAGUUCUCACAGCGUUCUACUCAGCCUUCAUCUCUGUCUUUACACAGACAAACAGCUACACCAGUUUUGACAAAAACAGAAUUAGGGAGGUCCAGUUCUUCGCCUGUUGAUAGCAAGUCAAAUAAUGAAGACACUUUCUUUCUGAAAAUGGAUGCAUCUGUUAGUGAACUGCCCAAGGUGAAGAGAUACAUUCAGUUCACACAUCAGCAUUCAACUCCACCAAAGUCUUCAAACACCCACAGAGUCACAGAAGAAGUAGCAAAGAAAAGAGAAUUAUGGGGAUCAAAUUUAUCCAUGGUUGAUGUCAAACCUCCUGUAACAGAAGACAAUUUCUUUGGUCAACUAGGAACAAAUCUUAAUUCACUACCAAGGGUCAAUAGAUACAUUCACUUUACACAAGCUGAACCUUAUUCCUCAGGUCAGUCACAAUCUCCAACUGAGAAAAUGACCAAAAAAGAAUGGAAGAGAUUAAGCUCCUCAAUCAAUAAUGAUGCUAAAUCAAGCCCAAAAGACACUUUCCUUGAUGGAAUAUGUGCAUCUCUUGAUAAUAUACCAAAAGUAAAGAAAGCGCUUCUGUUUACACAAUCUGAGUAUCAGAAUUCAAUUCAGACAGAAGUCCCACAAAAUGUCACACCUCGGUCAGUGACAAAAACAGAAUCUGUUAGUUCCAGUUCUUUAUCUGACAAAGAAGUCCUUUCAAAAAAACAAGACAACUUCUUUGGGCAACUUGGUGUAUCCCUUGAUGAAGUGCCCAAGGUAAAGCAAUAUAUAAAAUUUUCACAAGCCGAAGCUUAUCCUCCAACUCGGUCUUCUGUACAUAUCAAAGGAGAUCAGUCUCCAUCACCAUUUUUCAAAACUGAAAUAGUCACACCAGAGUUGGCAACAAAAACAGAGUCUAGUAGCGCUGAUUCUUCAUUUGAGAGAAAACGCAGAACAGUCAUUAAGGAAGACACUUUCCUCGGACAAACAGACACAUACUUUGUUGAAGUCCCAAAAGUAAAAAGAUACAUUCAGUUCAUAAAAUCGGAACCUCAACCUUCAGCUCAGUCACCCUCAACAUCCGUAAUUACAGAAACUGUCACACCAGAAUUCUCAAAAAAAAUGCAGUCUACAAGAUCUGAGGAUAAAGUUAGUCCGACCAUUAUGGGAGCUGAUUUCUUUGGUCAGACGGGUUCAUCAUUUGAUGGAAUGCCAAAGGUGAAAAGAUACAUUCAGUUCACACAAUCUGAACCUCGCUUACAACCUCCGUUGUCGCACUCUUUAACCAACAGGACAGAAAAAAUAAUACAUGCUAGCUCAGAAUUAAAGAUGAAGGCUUUAGGAUCUGAAGAUUACAUCCAACCAGCUGCUGGUGAACACAGUUUCUUUGGACCAAUUGGUGCAUCUACUGAGAUACCAAAAGUGAAAAGAUACAUUCAGUUCUCACAGCUUUCUACUCAGCCUUCAUCUCUGUCUUUACACAGACAAACAGCUACACCAGUUUUGACAAAAACAGAAUUAGGGAGGUCCAGUUCUUCGCCUGUUGAUAGCAAGUCAAAUAAUGAAGACACUUUCUUUCUGAAAAUGGAUGCAUCUGUUAGUGAACUGCCCAAGGUGAAGAGAUACAUUCAGUUUACACAUCAGCAUUCAACUCCACCAAAGUCUUCAAACACCCACAGAGUCACAGAAGAAGUAGCAAAGAAAAGAGAAUUAUGGGGAUCAAAUUUAUCCAUGGUUGAUGUCAAACCUCCUGUAACAGAAGACAAUUUCUUUGGUCAACUAGGAACAAAUCUUAAUUCACUACCAAGGGUCAAUAGAUACAUUCACUUUACACAAGCUGAACCUUAUUCCUCAGGUCAGUCACAAUCUCCAACUGAGAAAAUGACCAAAAAAGAAUGGAAGAGAUUAAGCUCCUCAAUCAAUAAUGACGCAAAAUCUGACAAAGAAGUCCUUUCAAAAAAACAAGACAACUUCUUUGGGCAACUUGGUGUAUCCCUUGAUGAAGUGCCCAAGGUAAAGCAGUAUAUUCAGUUUUCACAAGCCAAAGCUUAUCCUCCAACUCGGUCUUCUGUACAUAUCAAAGGAGAUCAGUCUCCAUCGCCAUUUUUCAAAACUGAAAUAGUCACACCAGAGUUGGCAACAAAAACAGAGUCUAGUAGCGCUGAUUCUUCAUUUGAGAGAAAACGCAGAACAGUCAUUAAGGAAGACACUUUCCUCGGACAAACACACACAUCUUUCGAUGAAGUCCCAAAAGUAAAAAGAUACAUUCAGUUCAUAAAAUCGGAACCUCAACCUUCAGCUCAGUCACCCUCAACAUCCGUAAUUACAGAAAGUGUCACACCAGAAUUCUCAGAAAAAAUGCAGUCUACAAGAUCUGAGGGUAAAGUUAGUCCCAUUAAGGGAGCUGAUUUCUUUGGUCAGACGGGUUCAUCAUUUGAUGGAAUGCCAAAGGUGAAAAGAUACAUUCAGUUCACACAAGCUGAACCUUAUUCCUCAGGUCAGUCACAAUCUCCAACUGAGAAAAUGACCAAAAAAGAAUGGAAGACAUUAAGCUCCUCAAGCAUUAAUGAGGCAAAAUCAAGCACAAAAGACACUUUCUUUGAUGGAGUAUCUCUUGAUAAUAUACCAAAAGUAAAGAAAGCUCUUCAAUUCACACAAUCUGAAAAUCAGAACAUAACAGCAGCAAAUGAUAAAUCCAGUAAUGCUGCUGAUAAUUUAUCUGGAUCAUUAGAUUUAUCUUUUAAUCAACUACCAAAAGUGAAAAGGAAUGUUCAUACUGUGCAAUCACAACCUUACCGGUCAUCUCUGGUGCCAUCAAAGUUUUUAAGUCGCUCAAAUUUGGAAAGCAAACAAAGUUUCCCAUCUGAGGAUGAGUUCAAACUUACUACAAAGGAAAAUUAUUCCUUUGGCCAAAUAGAUGGAGUGCCAAGGCUUAAUAGAUACAUUCAAUUUAGGCAGUCUGAACCUCAGACCCAGACUUUGUCGCCAUCUCUCUCAUCCCAGAAGUGGGAAUCAGUGGAUGUAGGAACAGAAUCAAGGAUGUUAAACCAACUUCCCAAGCCAAGGAGGUCUCCAUUCUCAUCAAACCCAGACGCUUAUGGGCAGCCAGAUCAAGUAUUUAUUCAAGCUGAAGAGGUAUUCAGAAAGACAAGUUCAAAUCCCUCAUCUGGUGACAAGAAAUAUGCAAAUACACAAGGAUCAAGCAGUAGAACAGUGUUGUCUACAACAGAGUAUGAGACCAUAUUAGAAUCAAAGUUGCCCAGUUUGCAUGCCUCGUCCGAAGAAAGGCAAACAAGAAAGCGUCUGGUUAUGGACCCUGCACUUCAGGAUGCAUCCCAAUCUAUCACUGAUACACCUGCAGCUUCUUCAGAAAAAGACAAUGCUAGAGAGUAUCUAAGAGACAGCUUUCUGGCCCGUCAAAGGCAGGAGCGAAGAAGAUUCUUGUUUCAGCAGAAGAGGAGAGCAAUGGAUGGGUUCAGUCUGACCUCUGAGUCUUUCAGCUCUCAGGAAAGUAAUCAGUAGGGAAGCUUAUCAGUUAAUUACGGAGGAAGAGCCCCUUCCUACUGAACACAGGGUGUCUACAGGAAGUAAAAACACUGCAAACUUCAAGGAAGUAGAUGUUUCAGAAUCUGACAGGAGUAUCUCAUCUGUCAGAUCCAACUCAUCAGUACACUGUACAACAUUUGAAGGGGUCUUCAAUAUUUCCUAAACUAUUUAACUAUGUAAAAAGACUGUAUAAUUUUAUACAUUAAUGUACAUGUGUUUAAGUAAAUCACAAGAGAAUACUGAUAUUAGAAACCGAAAAACUUCACUAAUUGAGACUAAAUUGAUAUUUAGUUACUUUUCAUUUACUUCUAGUGAUACACUAAAUAUACAAACAUAUAUACUGACUGCAAAGGGUCUUUCACAUUUAUACAAAUUAAUUUUAGCAUUUAUCUUAUAUCUCUUGUAGUUGUUUCUUUUUAUUCUUGGAUAUUGUUCACAAAAGCACAUUUUAAAACAAAUAAAAAGGAAUGUAUGUAAAGAUUAAAUGUCUAAAGCAACACAUAAUUAAAAUCUAAACA
Molecule: messenger RNA, 10517 nt
Organism: Pangasianodon hypophthalmus (striped catfish)
Lineage: Eukaryota; Metazoa; Chordata; Actinopteri; Siluriformes; Pangasiidae
Gene: lrrc66
Exons: 5
Coding region: 226-9975 (3249 amino acids)
Molecular function (GO): protein binding
Source: RefSeq, a predicted model, not a curated record